Messenger RNA from Aspergillus fumigatus Af293, 579 nucleotides. RefSeq names its product Eukaryotic translation initiation factor eIF-5A. The record is from RefSeq and is a predicted model, not a curated record. Gene Ontology annotation, biological process: positive regulation of translational elongation; positive regulation of translational termination. Lineage: Eukaryota; Fungi; Ascomycota; Eurotiomycetes; Eurotiales; Aspergillaceae. Gene Ontology annotation, molecular function: RNA binding; ribosome binding; translation elongation factor activity.
AUGCACAUGUCCCCUCUUCUGCUUCAUACCUCAACCAUCGAGCGACCAAGCUACAACUGUCUUCAACUGUCAUCUUAUUCAGGCUGGGCACUAUCAACUGACAUUUGUUCUUUUCAGCAUGAGACCUUCGAGUCCGCCGACGCUGGUGCGUCUGCGACCUACCCCAUGCAGUGCUCCGCUCUGAGAAAGAACGGUCACGUUGUCAUCAAGGGUCGUCCCUGCAAGAUCGUUGAUAUGUCUACCUCCAAGACUGGCAAGCACGGUCACGCCAAGGUUCACAUCGUUGCCCUCGAUAUCUUCACCGGCAAGAAGCUGGAAGAUCUUUCUCCCUCCACCCACAACAUGGACGUUCCCAACGUCACCCGUCGUGAAUACCAGCUCCUUGAUGUCACCGACGACGGUUUCCUCUCCCUCAUGGACGAGGCCGGUAACACCAAGGACGACGUCAAGCUCCCCGAGGGUGAGGUUGGUGAGAGAAUCCAGAAGAUGUUCAAUGAGGAGGGCAAGGACUGCAACGUCACCAUCCUCACUGCCAUGGGCGAGCAGGCCUGCAUGGAUGUCAAGGAGGCUCCCAAAUAA